AUGAACCAGACAGACCUAUAUGAGUAUUAUCUGUCAAGUUACAAACACCCUGAGAAUGUGACUCUUGAAUAUUGCAGAAGAAUGGCAGUUCCAUUCAUCAGAAACUUGAGUAACACUAACCAAGUCUCGAAUCAGGUAUUAUCUUCUCAACCUGACUCGGAAACAACGACAAGAAGAAUGAAAAACAAAAGAUGCAGUUGCAAAGAGAUAGUGUGCUUCAGGUGUCAACGAAAAGGACACACAGCGACUAUCUCUCCUGCGCCGGCAGCCGUCGCAAGAAAUAUGGCUCAUAUGAGAGAAGAAUCGAAUCUAGACAUCACAUCUGGUGCCACUGUGCAAAAAGACAUGGACUAUGCAAUGCGUCUUGGACCACUUGACGAUGAGUCUUAUUGGUUAGGCUCAGGAUGUACCAUUCACAUUAGUAACAACAAAAGUCACUUUGACAGUUUCACUCCAUGUGAUGGAUUUGUGGAAGGUAUUGGUGCCCAAUGUGCUGUUGAAGGCAAAGGUACGAUCACUACGUAA
Molecule: messenger RNA, 525 nt
Organism: Ogataea philodendri
Lineage: Eukaryota; Fungi; Ascomycota; Pichiomycetes; Pichiales; Pichiaceae
Exons: 1
Coding region: 1-525 (174 amino acids)
Source: RefSeq, a predicted model, not a curated record